Nycticebus coucang (slow loris) is the source of this 7214-nucleotide messenger RNA. It is a transcript of the gene SECISBP2L, whose product is annotated as SECIS binding protein 2 like. Bases 398 to 3616 code for a protein of 1072 amino acids. Gene Ontology annotation, biological process: selenocysteine incorporation. Gene Ontology annotation, cellular component: ribonucleoprotein complex. The record is from RefSeq and is a predicted model, not a curated record. Gene Ontology annotation, molecular function: selenocysteine insertion sequence binding; ribonucleoprotein complex binding; mRNA 3'-UTR binding. Lineage: Eukaryota; Metazoa; Chordata; Mammalia; Primates; Lorisidae. The transcript has 19 exons.
AGCUGGAGCCGCCUCUUCGGCCAGUGGCGUAGCCGACUCUGUGUCACGGCCAGACAGACAGGGGCGGAGGUCCGGAACCCAAUCUGGACCCGAGCGGAGGGCCAUGGAGAAAGCGGCCCGAGGCGCUCAACACACCAACUAGGGCGGGCCCGCUGCGGCUGUAGGCGCCAUGGACCGAGCCCCCACAGACCAGAGUCUCACUCUUGCUCCAGGUUUGAGUGCUUUGACAUCAUAGCUCACAGCAUUACAGCAACCUCAAACUCCUGGGCUCAAGCUGUCCUCUUGCCUCAGCCUCCUGAGUAGCUGGGAUUAUAGGCACUUGCCACAACACCCAAAUGUAAAGCUGUCAGCUGAGGUAGAGCCGUUUAUUCCCCAGAAGAAGAAUCCUGAUACAUUUAUGAUCCCUAUGGCUCUCCCAAAUGAUAAUGGAAGUGUUUCUGGUGUAGAAUCGACUCCAAUUCCCAGCUACCUGAUUACUUGUUAUCCAUUCGUGCAGGAAAAUCAGUCCAAUAGACAGUUUCCUUUAUACAAUAAUGAUAUACGAUGGCAGCAGCCAAAUCCAAAUCCCACAGGACCAUACCUUGCCUACCCCAUUAUAUCUGCUCAGCCACCUGUUUCUACAGAGUAUACAUAUUAUCAGCUGAUGCCAGCACCAUGUGCCCAAGUUAUGGGUUUCUAUCAUCCUUUUCCUACACCAUACUCCAACACCUUUCAGACUGCAAAUACUAUAAAUGCUAUAACUACAGAAUGCACUGAGCAUCCACAUCAGCUUGGACAGGUCUUUCCAUUGUCCAGUCAUCGGAGCAGAAACAGUAACAGAGGACCUAUGGUACCAAAACAACAGCUUUCGCAACAACACAUAAAAAGCAAAAGGCCACUGGUGAAAAAUGUAGCUACUCAGAAAGAAACAAAUGCAGCGGGUCCUGAUAAUCGAUCAAAAAUUGUGCUUCUUGUAGAUGCUUCACAGCAAACCGAUUUCCCAUCAGAUAUUGCUAACAAGUCUUUGUCAGAGACCACUGCCACAGUGCUCUGGAAGUCCAAAGGCAGGAGGAGAAGAGCGUCCCACCCCACGGCAGAAUCUUCUAGUGAGCAGGGGGCUAGUGAAGCCGACAUUGACAGCGACAGUGGUUACUGCAGUCCCAAACACAGCAACAACCAGCCUGCAGCUGGUGCUUUGAGAAAUCCUGAUUCUGGGACCAUGAAUCAUGUGGAAUCGUCUGUGUGUGCAGGUGGUUUAAAUUGGUCCAAUGUAACUUGCCAGACAACUCAGAAAAAACCAUGGAUGGAAAAAAAUCAGACUUUUUCUAGAGGUGGAAGGCAAGCUGAACAAAGAAAUAAUUCACAGGUUGGAUUCAGAUGCCGAGGACACAGUACUUCCUCAGAAAGAAGACAGAAUUUGCAAAAGAGACAAGAUAAUAAGCAUUUAAACCCUAGUCAAUCCCAUAGAAGCGACCCAAAUUCUGAGUCUUUAUAUUUUGAGGAUGAAGAUGGGUUUCAAGAAUUAAAUGAGAAUGGAAAUACUAAGGAUGAAAAUAUUCAACAGAAACUUUCUUCAAAAGUUUUGGAUGAUUUACCCGAAAACUCACCAAUCAAUAUAGUUCAGACUCCAAUUCCCAUUACCACCUCAGUUCCUAAACGUGCAAAAAGUCAGAAGAAAAAAGCUUUAGCAGCAGCCCUUGCUACAGCUCAAGAAUAUUCAGAAAUAAGUAUGGAGCAAAAAAAAUUACAGGAAGCUUUAUCAAAGGCAGCUGGAAAAAAGAAUAAAACACCUGUGCAGCUAGAUUUGGGGGACAUGUUAGCUGCUUUGGAAAAACAACAACAAGCAAUGAAAGCACGGCAAAUUACUAAUACCAGACCUCUGUCAUAUACAGUGGUUACUGCAGCUUCUUUUCACGCUAAAGACUCUACUAACAGAAAACCUUUAACAAAAAGUCAGCCUUGUUUGACAUCCUUUAAUUCUAUGGACAUUACUUCCUCUAAAGCAAAAAAAGGAAAAGAAAAGGAAAUUGCAAAGCUAAAACGACCCACAGCACUUAAAAAGGUUAUUUUGAAAGAAAGAGAGGAAAAGAAGGGGCGUUUAUCUGUGGACCACAAUCUUUUGGGAUCUGAGGAACCAACAGAAAUGCACUUAGAUUUUAUUGAUGAUUUGCCGCAGGAGAUUGUUUCCCAAGAAGAUACUGGACUGAGCGUGCCCAGUGAUACUUCUCUCUCUCCAGCAAGUCAGAACUCUCCUUACUGUAUGACACCUGUAUCACAAGGCUCUCCUGCUAGUUCUGGAAUAGGCAGUCCCAUGGCGUCUUCAACAAUAACCAAAAUUCACAGCAAAAGAUUUAGAGAGUAUUGUAAUCAGGUUCUUUGUAAAGAGAUUGAUGAAUGUGUGACUCUUCUUCUCCAAGAGCUUGUCAGUUUCCAGGAACGCAUCUACCAAAAGGAUCCUGUAAGAGCAAAAGCAAGGAGACGGUUGGUUAUGGGUCUAAGAGAGGUUACCAAACAUAUGAAAUUAAACAAGAUCAAAUGUGUUAUAAUUUCUCCAAACUGUGAAAAAAUCCAGUCAAAAGGUGGCCUGGAUGAGGCUCUCUAUAAUGUUAUAGCCAUGGCACGGGAACAAGAAAUUCCUUUUGUGUUUGCACUUGGAAGAAAAGCUCUAGGACGCUGUGUGAACAAACUGGUUCCUGUUAGUGUAGUAGGGAUCUUCAAUUACUUUGGUGCUGAGAGCCUGUUUAAUAAGUUAGUAGAACUCACGGAGGAAGCCAGGAAAGCGUAUAAAGAUAUGGUUGCUGCAAUGGAACAGGAGCAGGCUGAGGAAGCUUUAAAGAAUGUGAAAAAGGUACCGCAUCACAUGGGACAUUCUCGGAAUCCCUCUGCAGCAAGUGCCAUUUCUUUCUGCAGUGUUAUUUCUGAACCCAUCUCUGAAGUGAAUGAAAAGGAGUAUGAAACAAAUUGGAGAAACAUGGUGGAAACUUCAGAUGGACUGGAAACGUCAGAAAAUGAGAGAGAGGUUUCCUGUAAGCACAGCACUUCUGAAAAACCCAGUAAACUUUCUUUUGACAUGACCCCUGUUUGUAAGCAGCUACCCUUAGUGGCUGCAGGCAAUACUACCUCAGCUACAAAUGCUGGGAAAUCCACAGCAAGUGAUAAAGAGGAAGUGAAGCCAGAUGACUUGGAAUGGGCCUCCCAGCAGAGUACAGAGACUGGCUCUUUGGAUGGCAGUUGCCGAGAUCUUUUGAAUUCCUCCAUCACCAGCACCACUAGCACUCUUGUCCCUGGCAUGCUUGAAGAAGAGGAUGAUGAAGAUGAUGAGGAGGAGGAAGAGUAUACUCAUGAACCCAUAUCUGUGGAAGUGCAGCUCAAUAGUAGAAUUGAGUCUUGGGUCUCAGAGACCCAGAGAACUAUGGAAACCCUUCAGCUUGGAAAAACCCUCAAUGGUUCUGAGGAAGACAAUGCAGAACAAAGUGGAGAAGAGGAAGCAGAGGCUCCUGAGGUGCUGGAGCCAGGGAUGGACAGUGAGGCCUGGACUGCUGAGCAGCAAGCCAGCCCCGAGCAGCAGAAGCCCAGCAGCUAUAGCUCAGUGAACAAGGAGCUCUCUGAUUCUAAUUAUACACCCCAGAAUAUGUAACUCAGGAAAUGUUCACUGUCUGUCUCCACCUGUGUAAGGGUUGCAGCCAUUAUUUUCAUGCUUCAUCUCAACACUUUGCACUGUCCAGUAUUUAAUAUAUGUAUUUAAUUCCUGACAAAUAUUUUUGUAGCUUUUACUUGUUUGUUAUGAUCGAUAGCUUAGCUUUUAUUUAGCUUUUAAGUGUCUUUCUAAGAACUAUGUGGAACAUGUAGAUAUGUUUCAACUUAUUUUGUAAUGGAAAAUAAUUAUUAAAAAAGAAGACCAAGUUUUAAAAAGGAAAUAAAUUGUAGAUGCCUAUUUAAAGACAUUUUGAUAGCUAAAGAUCAAGGUUUUAAGGAUAGAAACAGUUACUAGCGUUUGCUUUAAAUCUGCACCUCCUUCACUCUAAUUUGUCUGACUAAAAAGUUGUUUGGUCUUUAAAAAAAGGACUGGGGAUAAGAGUAACUAAGUCCACAAAGUGUUCUAUGUUAAAAGAUUGAUAUGACUUUUAUUUGGUCAACAAACACUUUUCAGAAGUCACUGAUCACUGUAAUCAGUUAUGUUGUGAUGGGCAGAGCCUUCCAAACUUAGGCUAGCAGUGGAGCCACCGGGUGAGACUGGAGCUGGCCAGCCGCAUUUGUGGAAGGCGAUGAAUGUUGUCUGUAAUAGUGAACAUUUUAUCCAUAAUAGGACUGUCCAGGUUCUGUUAUUUGCUUCUUACUUACCUCAGGAAUGCUCUUGUACAUAGACUUUAUAUAAGUUAGGCACAUUUUGACAGGCGAAUAACUGUAACCGAUUGUAUGACUGCUGCACUUACAUGUGAACUGUCCACAACAGAGUCUUAUGCUGGUGUGUUCUCUUGCAUGCUUCUGGUUCAGGACCCUCUUGAUUUGACAUACGGAUUUGAUUGGCUUUCUAAACUUGUCCUGAGUGCAAAACCAUUUCACUUUUUACAAAUAUAUAUAUAUUUUACUCCUAGCCUUGAGCACGUCAUGUUCCAUGUAGCAAUGGCCAUAAUUACUGUCAGGAGGUCAGGGAAAGGAACUUCACACAAUUUGUAAUGUGUAUCUUGAAAAUCAAGGUUUAAAAAAGGAAGUUAUAGAAGAAAAAAGAAAGUUAUUCUAAAUGUGCUGAUACUAUAAGGUGAUUUAGAGUAUACAUAUAUAUACAGGUAUUAAUUCUCUAUUCACUAUUAUUUAUCUUUGCUCUUCUCUAGGAAUGUGUGUACCUGCUUGGGAGACAUUAAACUUACUGAGCUAAAUGUUUUAUUUGCUAGUCACUGCCUGGACUUUAGUAGUCUCUACAAGUUUAUAUAAUGGUAAGAGAUUGACAAAGUAUCUAUUUUUCUGUCUUCUCUCCAAUUCACGCCCACCCCCCACCCCCCAUCUCCAGCUGGCCAACACAUGAACAACACACGUGUGUGCCAGCUUUCCACUUAACAAAGCUCCCAUAAGCAGGCACAAAAUGAGAAGGGAAGGGUAUUUUCCCUGCUGUGGUUAUACACUUAUGGGGCAGGAGAGAAGAAUUGGGCAGAUACUUUACUGAACUUGUUGGGACUACUGUGCUAGUUUUGAUGUUUUAUAAUGCUAGCAUUUAACUACUGCAAAGAUUAGAUUCUUGGUUGAUGAUUUUGUACUUGUGAAUUGUGAAAGUUUAGGAGCAUUGCUGUGUAGAAAAAAUCUUGGUCACCUUUAUUAUUGUGCUAAAAAGGGACAUUAUUAUACUGUCCUGUCCAACCUUUCAAUAUAGACUUCCUGGGCACUAGUUAAUUAUUCAGUAAAGGAACGCAGCAUGUAAGGAAAUGAAGCCUCUAAAAUAGUAAUCAUGGAAUUAUAUAUGGCAGAUCUUACUGUCUCUACACAUUUGGAAGUGUUAGUUGGUUUAAAGAAAUGAUAGAGGUUUUGAACUACUGACAAUCUUAAAGGUGAAUUUAAAAAAUUUUCAUACUUUUUAUGGUGUAAAUUUCCUUUGCUUGAUGUCAGUGAUUCAGAUAACUCUUGACCUUGAGGUAAUGGCUUUAUAAAGGUUUCUUAUAUUUUUUAUCUCUCUGAACAUGAAUCAUCAUUUUAGAUUUUUGACAUUUGUAUCAAAAGAGAAAAGAAGCUGAAGAAUCUUCAAAACACCAAUAACUUAAUUUUGCUAUAGAUUUCAGAAGUGUCCGUUUGUAUGUUCACUAAAUGCUUUCACAUGUGCAGUACCUUUUCUGCCAGCAAAUCCAAGGGACCAUAGCCUUUUUUAUAUGAGACAGGUCACUUCUAGAGGACAACCCAAGAUUUAUUAAAGGAAAUGCUACUAUGUUGAAAAUAUGCUUAAGUAUUAAUAAUAUCUUUAUAAUUUGUUUUCCUUUGAAUAAAUUUUAGAAUUUGUAUAUGUUGAAUUACAGGCUUUGGAAGAAUUGUGAAAAUUAGCAAAGUGGUGUGUUUUUUUUGUUUUGUUUUGUUUUGUUUUUCUGGAAAUGGGUAUGGUGUCUCUUUGGAGACCUAGAAAGAAAUCUAAUGGUAAGAGUAAGUGUUCAUCAUUACAAGAAAUAAAAACAUAGUGAUUUUUUUUUUUUAGUGUGCGAGGUUGUUUUACUGGCAAUAAUAAUAGAUUUCUAUUUCAGUAUGUAAGUAUACAAAUUACAGUAUGAAUUACACUCCCAAAAUUAGAUUUCUGCUUCAGUAGGUUUGUUUGCUGUGAAGAUUACUUCUCAAAAGACAAAUGUUCAUAUUAGCUUAAUUUUUGGUUUAAAUAUGUUUGUAAAUGAUGUAAUAUAUUUCUUUUGACUAAACGUGGAAAAAUAAUGUGUGUUAUACAUUGAAAAGUUUUUACAGGCUUUGACUGGAGGUCGUUUUUGCAGAGAUGGUAUUUUAUAUGCUUCCAGUAUUGGGAAAAGAAUUAGUCAAAAGUAAUUCACAUAGUUUAAAUACUGAGAAAUGAAUAUCCAAAUAAUGUACUUGUUUGAUUUCUUAAUAAGCUGGGGGAGGGGUGGGUGGGUGGGAACUGAACUGUGCAAAUGAGUAGUGAACGCUACAUUCAUUUUCAGCUCUUUAACCUAAAACUGUUAAAGCUUAACAUAUUGUUACUUUAAUGUAUUAUAAAGAAGUACUAUUAUUUGUAAAGCUGCUGUUUGCUUAAAAAUACCACCCUUGUCAUUUAAGUACUUUCUGUACCUUGUGCCAACAGGUUAGAACAUUAAUCCAUUUAAAAAUUUAUCUUCUUUUGAUUUAAAAAAAAAUUUCUGUGAAAUAAUUUAUUUACACACAUCUUAUCUUCCUGCUCCUUUAUCCCUUCCAGCCUUUACACAUAGAUUCACCUAAACUGUUCACCUUAUUAGAAAUCUGAAUCCUAAUUAAUGAUAGAUUUAAACUGUUGGCACAUCACAACUUAAAAGUAUUUGUAUUAUUUUAUAAUUUUAUUUCUAAAUAUACCACGUGGAUUUAUAAUUUAAUGUCUUAAUUGUAAUGCUCUAAUAAAAAACUAGUAAAAUUAGUAUGAGUUAUGAAGGGAUUUUCAUCUUGUCCUUUGCUGUAUGAAGGAUAAUUGUUUUAUCACAUUUGGGGGGUAAUAACAGCUUUUUUGCACUAUGUAAAUACUAAUGGGGAUUCUUCUGUACUAAUAAAAUGAUUAUUGAAAUGAA